Messenger RNA from Branchiostoma floridae (Florida lancelet), 1266 nucleotides. Its product is annotated as G-protein coupled receptor 84-like. Gene Ontology annotation, biological process: G protein-coupled receptor signaling pathway. Gene Ontology annotation, molecular function: G protein-coupled receptor activity. The transcript has 2 exons. Gene Ontology annotation, cellular component: membrane. Bases 1 to 1266 code for a protein of 421 amino acids. NCBI's taxonomy places the organism in Eukaryota, Metazoa, Chordata, Leptocardii, Amphioxiformes, Branchiostomatidae. The record is from RefSeq and is a predicted model, not a curated record.
AUGGCAACUGCCGGGGAGUAUGUCGUCAUUGUCAUCAACGGAAUCAGCAUCGUGGUGACUGUUGUCGGUGGCCUCCUCACCAUACUGGUCAUCUGGACACGUCCAGCCCUACGGAAACUGGUCAACGCGCCUCUGGCCAGUCUUAGUUGUGCAGAUAUCCUCUACGCCACGUUGUUUUCGCCCUUUUGGAUCCAGCAGAUCCUAAACCCCCAAUGGGAGCCCCCACCAGCACUGUGCUGGUUUCUAGGCUAUUCCAUUGUCGUGCUAGGGGGGGUGUCGGUAACCCACAUGUUGUGUAUUGCUCUUCAGCGUUACUUCAAGAUCUGUACCAACAGUACACGUCUCAAUUCCACACGUGCCCUCGUCAUCAUGCUCUUGCUCACAUGGUUGGUCCCCAUGGUUUCAUUCUUGCCACUUUACGUCGUUGAAGAACCCAAAGUCGAUCCAAAGCUGAAACGGUGUUCGUUGGGAAGAUCUGACAAACUCUGGGCAAAGAUUCCCCCAGCCAUUUUAGUCUACGUCCUCCCAUACAUUGCUGCCCUGGCCUUUUACACCCUCAUCCAGAACCAUGUGAGGAAGAGUAAGAAACGAGUCCAGGCUAACGCACACGGUCCCUCAGCCCGUUUGGCAGUGGUACUACGGGGGGCCAGUAGAGGUGCAGGGCCUUCAACCAUCAAAGAAACCAUCCAGGUGACAAAGCCUGUAGGAAAUCUAGAGGGUGUGGUGUGGGUGGGGGACGAAAUGUCCACAUCAAGUGAUGACGGACAGAAAAGCAGUAACUGCACAGAUCCAAGUAAACAAAAGAGCACCAUGAUCUUAGUCGCUCCAGCACCAGGCACUGGUCAAAACGACCAAGGCAAAAAAUCUCCCUUAAGUGAUGAGGAACAGAAGGGCAAUUGCCGCAUAGAGCAGGAUAAAGUCCAAAACAUGACCCUAACUGCCGCCACAGUGUCAGAUCAGACAGGCAAAACUGAACGACAGCAGCACGCUGUCCCUUUCAGCAGCUCACAAAACUGUAACAGUGCUGCCGAAAGGCAGAUCACCAAAAUGAUGAUGAUGCUGUUUGCUGUCUACACUCUGUGCUUUAUGCCCUUGACCCUGAUGGUGUUUUUUUCGAGUAAAGUUCCAGCCGAAGCCUUUACUGUUGGCCAGCUGUUGGCCGCAUUGAAUGGUGCCCUGAACCCGAUCGUAUACGGCGUCAUGAACAAAAACAUUCGCCAGGGGUACAAGAAUAUCUGGGACAGGGUCCUCAACUUCAUAAUGUGA